AGCCUCCAGCCUCCGGAACGACGUUCGCCGCUCGCGACGCCGAUUCGACCACCGGACCAGAUCGUCGGUGGCUUCUACUGUACUCGGUUCGUCUGCACCGUGCGAGCUGGACCACUACUACAGUAAUGCAGUAGCUCUCCUAGUGCAGUCGACCGAGUACCGCGGUUGGGUAUGCGAAGAGUAUAGAACGCGGGACGACGACGAUGAUGACGGUGGUGGUGGUGGUGAUGAUGGGAACCAUGUGAAUGACCGAGGUGAAAGCGUGGUGGUAUGGGCGGGACGGAGUCCGCGAGGCUCUGCGUCGACCGGAGCAGUCGUCGUCGUCGGUGAACGUCCGUCCAGUCUGUACAGGAGAAUGUAUCGGAGCUCCGUAGACCAUCCGCUCGCGAACCUUUCUCUUCAGGUUCGAUCGCGGCGGUCACUCGUGCGCCCCCUUCCUGCGUUUUCGGCCAGUGGCAGAUCUGCUUUCGCGUUUCACUGCAGGCGCUCGCGAGCGCCUGCAGUGCCCUUUAGUUUGUCUGUCACUCGUUUGACUUCCGAAGGAAUCGAUUUUUCUCGGGAGCAAGCUCGCUCGUUGUGACCUAAUCGAGACAGAAGGCCUGCAUCCGGUGAGUGUGAAUUUGCUGCAUGGAACCUGAAGAAGGAGCUCGUGUGUUUUUGGAUGAGCAAGAUGUCGUGGAGGAGAUUUUGAGUGACGAUGGAGAAUACCAUGAUGGAGACAGCGAAAAUGGAGUCCCGGAAGAUCUCAUGGACCAAAUGGGUGAUAUGAUGACAGUAAUGGAAGGGGAAGGAGAGGACGAUAAAAUAGAUGACGCCGACCAUACCUUCACCGGGCAUACAGAUUCUGUAUAUUGUGUUGCCAUCAGCCCAACGGACCCAGGACUCGUUGCCACUGGGGGAGGAGAUGAAGUUGGUUUUCAGUGGAGAGUUGGAGAAGCAGUAGACCCACGUGAACUGAGAGGGCAUACGGAUUCUCUAGUACAGUUAGCAUUUAGCAACGACGGAGCUCUUCUUGCAUCGGGUGGGCUUGAUGGUUUUGUGAUUAUUUGGCAGAAUGGUGUUAGCAAGCAUCAUCUGGAAGGGCCAAGUGAUGGGAUUGAGUUCGUGAAAUGGCAUCCUCGGGGGCAUCUGGUGCUUGCAGGAUCAGAGGACUUUUCAGCUUGGAUGUGGAAUGCAGACAGUGGUCAGUGUCUUAAUGUCUUUACUGGUCAUAGCGGGUCAGUGAUGUGCGGGGACUUUACUCCUGAUGGAAAAUUGAUUUGCACCGGAUCUGCAGACGGCAGUUUUAGGAUUUGGAAUCCAAAAACAGCCACGACCACACAUGUCAUUCAAGGUCAUCCUUACCACACAGAGGGUGUGGUUUGCAUGGCUAUUCAUCUCGACUCUUCCAUAGCCAUCACAGGCUCCACUGAUGCAACGGCCUGUAUAAUCAACUUACAAACUGGGAAGGUUUCUGGAUCAUUGACUGGCCUCCAUACGAAAUCAGUAGAGUCAGUUGGACUCUCAUCUAUAUUACCAUUGGCAGCGACGGGAAGCUUGGAUGGAAACCUUAUCAUUUGGGAUCUCCAAACUCUCUCGCCUCGGCAUACAUGUGAACAUGAGGACGGAAUCGUGAAGGUGGUUUGGCCCACAGGAUCACACCUUAUCUACACCGCGUCCCUAGAUUGCUCUGUCAGAAUAUGGGAUAGUCGAACAGGAGAACUCGUGAGGCGUUUCCAGGGUCACUCAGAUUCUAUUACGGACAUGGCGGUAUCGAAGGACGGAAGACUAAUUUUGAGCGGGUCAGAUGAUAUGACGGCCAGAGUCUUUUCACUAGACAGUUGAGAAUAGUUGAAGAAAAUGAAACUACGUUCAGAAGUGAACGUGAGGAGUGCGCAAGCAUCUCUCCCCAUCCCAAUUUUUGCUUCCAGAGGCUCAGAAUAAAUCGUUUCGAUCAAUGUUGUAGAGUGCAAAGACAAUGUAGCUACAAUGUGUGUAGGUGAUCCAUGCAUCUCAGUACUGUACAGUUCAGUAUUGUCACACUUGUAUCCGUCCACAUGACUUGUUUAAAAUUUUCACCGCUGUAAAGUUUUGGCGCAACACCUUGGCUUGUUACUCAUCACAAGCUCAUUUGCAGC
This is a messenger RNA of Marchantia polymorpha subsp. ruderalis, 2117 nucleotides long. The record is from the annotation of a GenBank genome assembly. Lineage: Eukaryota; Viridiplantae; Streptophyta; Marchantiopsida; Marchantiales; Marchantiaceae.